This is a messenger RNA of Cuculus canorus (common cuckoo), 8228 nucleotides long. RefSeq lists its product as uncharacterized. The record is from RefSeq and is a predicted model, not a curated record. The transcript has 14 exons. Bases 6820 to 8127 code for a protein of 435 amino acids. NCBI's taxonomy places the organism in Eukaryota, Metazoa, Chordata, Aves, Cuculiformes, Cuculidae.
UUGAUGCAGCUGGCUUUUUCUCCCCUGCCAGAAUGAAUACAGUGGCGCCUUUCCACUCCUGGGAGCUGGGGAGGCGUGGCUUAUUGAAGGGCCACAGUAUAAGGAAGAAAAUAAAAUCCUAUCAUUAUUAGGAACACUGGAAUUUUUAGACCCAGGAGGAGAUUUUAGGGUUUGUUUAUUCUUCCCUAUGUUUGGCAGUGUUCACUCCUCUGGACCUUAAAACAGGGCUGGUCCCUUUUAGUCCCGGCUGUCCUGUGCAGGCAGGAUGCUCUCGUGUCCAAGGUACAAGUGCUGCAUGGAGGCAUAUGUGCUAAACUUGCUGCCUUCUUCAUCUACAUACGGAAUAUCUAGAUCAUAGGCCCCAGACACUCUUGAAAGCUUCUCUUCUCGUGGUCUAAGCUACCUGGCGCUGUCUUUCGCAGUAUUUCCUGCCUGCAGUGAGCCACUGCUGCAGUCAGUAGCUGAAAGGGGUAUCUGAGCAGAGGCUUGGCAGGGAGCUGUUAAUCAGAGGGUGUGUGAGGACAUGAAAUGUGAGCAACGGUGACAGGUACUACAAGCUUGAGGUGAGCAGGUGUCUGUCGGUGUCUUCAGGGCCUGUGAACGGCAGCCUCAGGCAUGGGCAGGAACUUGAAUUUUCCUCUAAGCCGAGGCAGCGAUUCCUUGAGCAGCCUGCAGUGUAUGUUCCUUUAUCUGGCGUUUUGUUUAUAGGCUCUCCCGAGGUGCCAGCUACUUAGAUGUGGAGUUUCACAAACUUUUGUUAAUCACGUUGAAGUAGCAAACUGCAGCAGUUACAUACGCUGUCUCUCACCCAGAACAGCUCAGCUGCUCAGGGGCUGUUUUCACCACAUCCUUCUGGGUAAAGCCAUGGCCUAGAGCUGGGGGUGACGGAAAACCAUCACUGUGUUAGUUGACAAAGGAGCCUGGUCGGUAUUUGAAACCUUUGGGCAGUGGAGCACUCUUUCAAAUUAUUUGAGGUUAUCAAGGGUUUCUUGAGCUCUUUUUGCCUCUCUGUCCCCCCAGGAUAAAAGGGGAAAGGCUUAGGUAGUGUGGAAACCUUCCCUUAGUCAAUGGAAUCAACUGUACCAUCUCCUGCUGAGGGGAUAUCCACCUACAAAACUCCAGCUACAAACAGAGAAUCUGCCUCCGCUCUGAGGUGGAUCAUGUGGGGCUUUGGCUCUGGCCUGAGGAAGAGCUGCCUGAAGUGCAUUGGCGACUGAUUGUCAUGACAUGGGUGCCUUCUGACAAGGGACAUGGUCACUGUAGCUCUGCCUCUCGCUGCCAAGGGCUGUGGUCUUCAGACACCAGACUCCUCUUCUGAGCCAGCUCACAGCCAACACGCUCCUCAAGGGCAUUGUGUAAUGUAUUUUGCUCGUAAUGAGUGUAGAGGAAACACAUUUCCUCAUCUGCUGCUCACAGUAAUUUAGCCACCCCAGCAGCAGAAUGGGGAGUGCAGAGAGCUACGUUUAGAUCUCAUGCUUCACCUCUCCCCACUUACCGAGAGGACUAAACUCUCCCUUUGCAGUUCUUGAGCAUCAAAAGAUUAUUGGAAGGAAAGGGGCUUCUUGGCAGUUGCCAUCUGUCCAAUAUGGGCGUCAGUUGUGCCGUGUUAUGGAACAGGUUCUGUUUGCUAUGAUGAGAUCAGAUCAGUUCUUGUAACCGAGCUUUUUCAAUCCUUUCAGCCAAUAAAUAUGAACUGCAUCCUUUUCCCUCCCACUGCACCAGAAAGUGUUGGAAAAUGUCUUAAACUAAGAAAGCAAGUCUUCAAAGAAAUGAUUUAUCAAGUGGUCAGCUUAACAAAAGAGGUAUUUCAAGCAAUAAUGAACUUAAAGAAGUCUAUGUUACCCAUCAAAGGUGGAAUAAACGUGAGGAGCAGUAAGUCACUGCAGUUCUUUCCACUUCUUGUCGUUCAUUCUCAGGCCACACAGUGGCAGAAGAUGCAAGGAAUUACUACAAAGAAGUCACUGCUAAGUCCCAUCCAGGCGUGGCUUUAGGGCUAACAGUGAUGAUGGCUCUGUUUCUUCUGCUGUGCUGAUUCCAUUUCUUUAGAGAAGCCCAGGAGCUGUUGUUCACGAGCCUGUGUGGCUGUGAACGGAUUUAAGUAGCUGCAAGCAGUUAGUGUCCAGUGUGCCAGAGAAGGCUAGAGAGGGGAACAGGGGGAUGCAUGGGGGAAAGUGGAGGUGACUUGAAGGCGGCAGGUGUCAUGAAUGAGUUUUUUUAGACAAAACUUGUGUUUAAAUAAAAGAAGCAUCACUUAAUAGCUUUCAAUUAUAAGGUCACACUGUUGCUUAAUGCAAGGAGGAAAUAGCUGAAGAGAAAUUUGGUUACGUGUGCUUAUGGCCAAAGGGUUUGAUUUGAGAUCCCUUCCAACCCAAACCUACGAUUUUAUGAUUUAAAAGGGUCCUUAACUGGUGACAGACAGGGAUUGCUUCUUUUCUCAAAGCCUCACAGGCCCCUAUACCUGCAGACUCCUCUGAGUUUUGUAAGGUUUUCCCUUUGUUUCAUUAAAUCUAUUGAAGUUAUGAAGAAGGGCCUGGGUGAUGAUUUGCUUCUCUCUCUCAUCUCAUCCAUUGAGCCUCUUUACAUUCCCAAGGCUGGAAGUGCUCCAGCAAAACAGCUAAUGAACAGUAAUGAGCUGGAAAUGGGCGCUUCCAAUGAGCAGCAGCAACAUGUAGCAACAAAGACGUUCUUUCCCUGGCUAAGGACUACAGAGAUCUUCGAAGUCCAAAUGGGAAAAAGUGAGGAGAAAGGAGACCCUGGGAACAAGGAGCAGACACCGACUGUUUGGAGCACAGGAGAGCAAGGACUCGCCUGUCCCUGCCCAGAGCUGUCAAAAGCAGCUCUGUCGCACUGUAGAUCCUUUUAAGCAUUAGGUGAAGUUCGAAUUAGAUGAUCUUUAAGGUCCCUUCCAGCUCAAACCAUGCUAUGAUUUUAUGAUUCAUUCUAUGAUUCUGUGCUGCACCAUCUGCUCCAUCGUGAUGCUGGUCGGUGAGUGUGGGAGGGGGCAGGCAAAAAGCACCUUGAUGGGUUGUAAAAGCUGGGGCUGGGAUAAUACUGAGCUAAAAAGCUAAGUGGAAGCAACUGGUGGUGACCAUAAACACUCUUCUGAACUGUAAAAGGCUGGAAAUUUGGGACAGAGGAGAAGCACCACAAUAUGGUUCAUAAAAUCACUGUCAAGCAUCUGCCAAAGCUACUCCCAGAGAGAGCAGCGGUGCAGGCAGACCCAGCAGAGCCGUUUGCUGCUGCUGUGUAUGUGCUGUGUCAUUUGUCACUGGUAACCUCUGGACAGCCAAUGAAGAGUGAUUUAGGUUGGGCAUUAGGAAAAGGUUUUUCCACUAGAGGGUGGUGGAGCCCUGGAACAGCUCCCAGGGAAGCAGUCACAGCACUGAGCCUGACAAUAUUCCAGCAGCAUUUGGCCAAGGCCCUCAGCCCCACAGUGUGAACGUUGGGGUUGUCUUGUGCAGGGCCAGGAGUUGUACUUGAUGGUUCUUGUGGGUCCCUUCCAACUCAGGACGCUCUGUAAUGGCAAUAUGGCUGUAACUUUAGAUCUCCUCUGCUUCUAUUCAUGUGAUGAUCAAAUACAUAUGAAAAGGCUUAAAUGUUUUAGAGGUGGAAGUCACAAAUUUAACUCUAAGAGGGUGUUUGCAACAGCUGGCUCAACUCCUGGCUGUGCCCAUUCCUGGGAGGGGAGAAAAGCUCUCUCUCGGGCUGCCUGCCUGGUGUUUCUCAGCCUUGGAGAGGCAGAGCUUUUCACUGCUGGCUUCCCCAGGCCCUGCUCAGGAGAAGCUUCCCUCUGCACAGCCUGGAGCCUCCUCUCAUCUCUGCCUGCAGCCUCUAGGUUUGAACCUCCGGCUGGCAACUCUGCAAACACUUUUCGCUGUGUGAGCACCAGCAGUGAGCAGGGCAAGGAAGCAGAAGACCUUGGGUCCUGCCCAGCUCCUGCUGCCAGUGCUGGUUCCAGCACUCAAGCUGUGGUUGGUGGGGACAGGAAGAAAGCCUGGGCUUGCAUGCUCACAAGUAAACCCUGCAGCCCACAGAGUACUGAAGAAAAGCCACUGACUUCCUCUGCUGCCGAGGCGACACCUUGGAGAUGCUGGCUGGGUGCUGUGAUGCAGAGCCUGGUGGGUUCAAGGCCACGCUGCAGAUGUGGUGAUCAGCUGGCCACUGCUCCUACCACAGCUCCUCUGCUGAGGACAGAGGAGAUGUCCUCCAGCUGGCACUACUGGAGUCUCAGCUCCUUCCUGCUGCUCCUCGGGAGAAACUUGGGUGCUCUCAUCGAAAUCCAUCAGGACUCGGUCAAUGGCACUGUGGGUCAGCCCAUGCUCCUGCCCGUCUCCUACAGAUUUGAUGGUGCCAUUCUCUUCCCAGUGUCGAUUUCCUGGACAUUCAGUAACAGCUCAAACACAGUCAUCGCCUGUGCAUUGCAGAAUUGCUCCUUGGAUGCCAGGGGAGCUCCCAGCAACUGCUCUGCAGAAUUCUUCCCACAGAAAACCUACCGUGACCGUGCUGCUCUCUUCCCCCUGAACGGGUCUCUGCUGCUCUGGGAUCUACGUCUGAGCGAUGGUGGGGUUUACGCUGUCACCUUCAGAGUGACAUACCAAAGUGGGAAUGGCAUCUCUAGACAGCUACACUCAACCAGGCACAGCACCUUCAGAGAGUCAUGCCAUACCAGGAACAUCACCCUCACUGUGCACGAGCAGCGUUUCACCUCCGAGCAUCCAGCUCAACAGCAGAAGAGAAAAAUCACCGAACAACAGCAGGUACAGGGGAAAAUCUGAAAGCUCUUGGGCACAGGCAGCUGGGUAACUGCACGCUGCUGGCUUGAUGGACUGAGCUGCAAGAGUCAAUGCUGGAGAUAAAACUAGGAAGUGCAAAGAACCAGCCCUUGCCCCCGUUGCACAAUUCCCCUCCACAUCCCUCCCUGCCAGACCCCAAAUGAACCUGAACCAAACCAUCGUGGAUGGGCAGCCUUGGGACAGCUCUGGCCAGCAGCAGCGAGGACAAUGCCAAGUGGUUAAAUGCGGAGAGAUGUGCAGCUCUUCAUCCCUCCCUGCUUCCCAGGCUCCGGGAUUUACGUUUCAAGCACUUACUUCUUCAGGGAUCGGUGGGGCUAACCUCGGGGCUCUUCUCACAGAGUUUUAUCUGUGAGAAAUGACUAAAUGGGAGAGAGAGAGGCAAAGAAACCUAAGGAGACAUGAGACCAAGAUAGCUCAAGCCAUUUCUCUGCCCACCAUGUAGCGCUGGUGAAGGUGACUGGGUGGGGUGGCAGGUGUCCUAGAAACGAUGGAGAACUCCAGAGACCACAUCCUGCAGAUCCCACUAGCCUGGGGUUGUUGCCACUUAAAGAGAAUAAAGAGGGGAUUUGGGAUUUUGGGUUUUUUUCUGGUGUGGAUAGCCAAGGUGGAGCGUAGGUUCCUGUCAUGGUUUAGCCCCAGCCUGGUCCAGUUUGGCAGCUAAAUCUGACCAGCUGGGCUCCCAAUUCCCUUCCCCAACACCUCAGGGAAAAGGAAAUAAGAGCAAAAAACUUGUGGGUUGGAAACCAAAAUUAAAACAGAUAAAUGAAAUAGUAAUAUUACCACUAUUAAUAAGAAAAUAAUGAAAUAUAUACAAAUAUAUGAAAUUUCACCCCCACCACUCGAUGACAGUGUAACCAGCAGCAGGCACAGGGAAGGGUCCAGGCUAGGAGGGAGCUGGGCUCAGGAAUGGGAUUCAGCAACACACGGAUCCAGGAUCAGGGCAAACAGACAGACGAGGUCCUCAGUGGACAUCGGCUGUUGACGAAGAGAGUGAGACCCCUGUGAUCCCUCAGUUUUAUCUCCAGAAUAAUUUACAUGGGGUGGAGUCCUCUGUUGUCAGGUUGGGGUCACCUCUCCUGUCACCCCUCCCUGCAGGUGCUGCCCUUCACCCCUUUCCCUCCCGGCUCCCCCACCCCCAGGAUGGCCUUGGUUUCUCUAGGAAUAAGGGUAAGCCAAGGCCUCUCUGCAUCCCCGUGCCCCGAGUUACCUCUUCUAGAGAGAAACAGCAUCCGAAACACAUGCAGUUCCCUUUCAGAGAAUGAAGUUACUCAGAUGAGGCUGAGCUGGAGUGGGAAACUGAUUCUGCUUCAGCUCAACCAAGAACAGUUCCCACCCUGUGCUCCCUGGUCUGAGAAACUGGAAACCACGACAAAACUCCAACAAAGGUUUUCACCCCUCUUGUCAUAAGUCCAUCGAGCUUCCAUCUGCUCUCCAGGGUGUGUGUUUUGUCUGAGAGGUCCUUAGGCAAAGUCAGUGCCACCCCUGGUGUGCCUGAUGGGCUGAGCCAGCUUGGCAUCCCUGGGGUAUGGAGGUGGGGCCAAUGUUCCCCCACUGCUAUCGUGGAUAAAGCCAUUUGGGCUUUUUGUAGCUCCUGUCUCUGCCAACUCCUCAUUGCAUGCAGUCAGUAGCUCUGGACCCCUUCUGAUCCCAGCACAGCCUCUGAAGGCUCCCAUUUUCAGCAUUUGCUCUGUUCUUCUCUAGGUCUCGGGUAUGGAGAAGGCCCACAUGGAAAGCACUGGGGGGGCUGUCGUAACCAUUUAUGCCACAAUUGGAAACAGCUUUGAACAACCACCGCCAAGACCAACACCAGAGGUGGUGUACACGUCCAUAACUUCUCUUGAUCCACCAGGACUGAACACCAGACCCUACCAUCUCCUGGUUUGACUGUGGGAGUUGCCUCAAGCAGGAGCUUUGCAGAAGGAGGUGCUCCAGCCCUCACAUCAUCUCCAUGGCCUCCUCUGGACUCACUUCAACAGCUCCAUGUCCUUCGUAUGCUGAGGACUCCAGAACUUAACACAGGCUCCAGAUGCUGAUGUGCCGUCCCGUGGAGCUGCUGGGGACCAGCUGGAUGCUCCUUGCAGGGCUGCUGGUGUCUUUGCAAGAGGCUGUAGGAGCGCCAGGAGUCCUCAGGAGAAAAGUCACUGCUGUGGGAUCCUCAGUGCUGCUUCCUGGGCCGGAUAACAUCACGCACAUCGACUCCACACGAUGGGAGUUCCUCAAUGGCACCAGCUCCAACACCAUCCUGCAGUACUACAGGGGGUCUCACAAGCAAGCCAUCCACGCGCCCUACACAGGACGAGCCAUAUUCCAUCCAUCUAAUGGAUCUCUCUUGCUGGAGGAUGUCCAGGAAAGCGACAGUGGCAUCUACAAAGUGACUGUCAACGUGCAAAACAGUGAGAGCCUGAAAAUCCUGCUGGAAGUCCUCAAGCCUGUGUCUCACCCUCGGCUCUGGAGCAGUGUCCUCGUGGCCCGGGGCACUGGCGAGGUGCUCUGUGAGGUGGCAGAAGGCAGAGUGGACACCUUCACCUGGAAGAAGAAUGGGCAGCCCCUUCCUCCAGACAGACGCAUUCACACCUCUGAUGGCCUCAGCAUCUUGUACCUGAGAUCAGUGAAGAAAUCAGACUGCGGUUCCUAUUCCUGCAAUGCUAGCAAUGGGAUAAGCUGGCAGGAAACCUCCUUGAACGUCACUGUCGCAGGUCUCUCCCUUCCCUUGCAGGACAUGCUGAGGGUUGCAGUGGUCGCUGUGGUGUUUGCUGCCGUCUCAGGAUGGGGAUUAAUUUUUCCUGUCUGCCAGUCUGAAAAGCUAAGAAUAAGAGGGGAGCUAUGGAGGUGGCUCAGUGCCUACACCUGCGGGCUGGUGUGCAUUGCCUCCAUCCUGGCAGGCACCGCAGGGAUCCUCUGGAUGCGAGAGGAAGGCCCUUCUAUUGCAAUGAUACUGCCAGAGAUCGCCCUUACGUACGCAAUCGUGGUAAACUUCCUGGUCUCGGCCACUGUGACCUUCCAGCCAACAAAGUUCAUCCAACUGAAAAGCAAAACAGCGCAGCGCACUCUGGGCUACGCUGCUCCCGGAGGAGUGGUUGCAGUGGUGCUGACGACCAGUUUCCUCGUCAAGAACAUCCACAAUCGCCAUGGAGAAGGAUGCACGGAGUUUGUAGAGGUGACUGUCCUUGCCGUCAGCACAGCGGCCGUGUCAGUGCUUCCGCUCCUUGCUAUCUACCUCUGCUAUCACACAACUCAGGGAUGGCUGAAGGAAUGUGAAUCCACGUGGGCGGACAAGGAGAGGUCCUUCGAAAUGUCUCAGCUCCGCAGCAAGGAUGCUGUUUCCACUCAUUAGAGGAUGGUUGGGGUGAUUCUCAUUUGGCUGAGUCAACCCAAACUUAACGGGUUCAGGGCUCUCGGUUUCAGUUGGUUUGAUCCUCUGCAACACCUGUAAUA